This is a messenger RNA of Chanos chanos (milkfish), 564 nucleotides long. RefSeq names its product bone gamma-carboxyglutamate (gla) protein, like (gene bglapl). Lineage: Eukaryota; Metazoa; Chordata; Actinopteri; Gonorynchiformes; Chanidae. Gene Ontology annotation, molecular function: structural constituent of bone; hydroxyapatite binding; calcium ion binding. The coding region runs from base 1 to 564 and encodes 187 amino acids. The transcript is spliced from 4 exons. Gene Ontology annotation, biological process: bone development; osteoblast differentiation; regulation of cellular response to insulin stimulus. The record is from RefSeq and is a predicted model, not a curated record. Gene Ontology annotation, cellular component: extracellular region.
AUGAAGACUUUUGCCAUCCUCACCAUUUGUGCCGUACUGUCUGCAUGCAUGUCCAUGGGAGUGGACCCCGUACCUGAAGCUUCAGUUGAGCAAGAUCCCGAUCCCGCUCCCGCCGAUGCCGAUGCCGAUGCUGAUGCCGAUGCCGCACCUGCCUCAGAUUCUGACCCUCCAGCAGAUUCUGCCUCUCCAUCAGAUUCUUCCUCCUCCUCGGAAUCUGACUCAGCGUCUUCAUCGGCUUCUGACUCUGCCUCUGACUCGGCCUCUGACUCCGCAUCAGAUUCCGCCUCUUCAUCCUCUGAAUCCUCAGAAUCCUCAGAGUCCUCCGAAUCGUCCGAGGCGGCCAGCACCAAGGCCCCAGCCACUGAGGUGCUUGUGAAGAGAGAUGUGGCAUCAGCUCUUCUCAGGAGACACAGGAGGGCAGGCACCCCUGCUGCAGCUCUCACUCCUUUUCAGCUUGAGAGUUUGCGGGAAGUGUGUGAGGUAAAUAUGGCUUGUGAGCACAUGGCAGAAACAGCAGGCAUUGUGGCAGCUUACACUGCAUACUACGGACCCAUCCCUUAUUAG